Molecule: messenger RNA, 1594 nt
Organism: Arachis duranensis
Lineage: Eukaryota; Viridiplantae; Streptophyta; Magnoliopsida; Fabales; Fabaceae
Product: U-box domain-containing protein 21
Exons: 1
Coding region: 102-1427 (441 amino acids)
Biological process (GO): protein ubiquitination
Molecular function (GO): ubiquitin protein ligase activity
Source: RefSeq, a predicted model, not a curated record
UAUUUCAUCUAACACAAAAAAACACACACUGCAAACAUAGAAAAACAACAAUCACCAACAAAAAUAUUAGAGUUUAAUUUGUUGUAACAACAAAAAAAAUUAUGGUUUUGUCUUGGACAAGAGGGAGGGUGUUCCGGCGCGCUCGGAAGGGGAAGGAUCUCCAAGUCAACGAUUUAGAUGUCGAGAUUUCAGUCCCUUCCCACUUCCGGUGUCCGGUCACCCUCGACCUAAUGAAGGAUCCAGUAACAGUAUCCACGGGGAUUACCUACGACAGGGACAGUAUAGAGAAAUGGAUCGAGGAAGGGAACAACACGUGCCCGGUAACAAAAAGGGUCUUGACAACCUUUGACAUGAUCCCCAACCAUGCCCUUCGGAGGAUGAUCCAAGAUUGGUGCGUGGAGCACCGUUCUUUUGGAAUCGAGAGGAUCCCUACUCCGAGGAUCCCCGUUACACCGUACGAGGUUUCGGACACGUGUACGAAGAUCGUGAAUGCCGCGAAACAAGGCGAUGAAAACAAGUGCAGGGAGUUGGUGAGGAAGAUCAAGGGUUGGGAGAAGGAGAGUGAUAGGAACAAGAGGUGCAUAGUUGCAAAUGGUGCUCCUCUUGCUCUGGUCAACGCCUUUGACUUUUUCUCAUCAUGGGGUUUUGAGGAGAAUAAUAAUGUUAGUAGUUUGUUAGAGGAGAUCUUGGGUGUGUUGGCAUGGAUGAGGCCUAUUGGUGAGGAGGGUAAGUCCAUGUUGGGUUCAAAGAAUUCAAUGAGUUGCAUGGUUUGGUUCUUGUUGAAGGGUAAUAUAGACCUUUCCAUAAAGCAAAGUGUUGCCAUGUUGCUCAAGGAAGUUCCAAUUGAAGUGUUGGCAAAUACCCAAGGUGUUGUUGAAGGCUUGGUUAAGAUGAUUAAGGAGCCUAUUGGGAGUGCCUCAAUUACAAAGGCAUGUUUAUCAAUGAUUUUUAAAUUGGUAACAUAUUCCAAGGGUAAAGAUGUAAUUUCACAAAGAUUUGUGGAAUUGGGUUUGGUUGAAGUUUUAUUGGAGACAAUUGUUGAUUGUGAUAAAGGGGUGUGUGAGAAGGCCUUAGGAGUAUUGGAUUCAAUUUGUGGGACAAAAGAAGGGAAGGAAAUUGCCAAGGCUAAUGCUCUUACAAUUCCACUUGUGGUUAAGAAACUUCUGAGGGUUUCUGAAUUGAGUUCUAGCUUUGCGGUUUCAAUUGUUUGGAAGAUUUGUGAUAAGGCCCAAGAAGAAGAAGGGGUUUUUGUUGAGGCACUUCAAGUUGGGGUGUUCCAGAAGCUUCUUGUUUUGUUGCAAGUUGGGUGUGGUGAGAGCACAAAGGAGAAGGCCACUGAGUUGUUGAAGUUGUUGAAUGGUUAUAGAAGCAAGGUAGAUUGUGUUGAUACAUCUUUGGAAUUUCAGCACCUUAAGAAGCCAUUCUAAUUAAUUUUAUUGAUCAACAAAAGAUGAAAGAUUUGAUUUCCUUUUUUUUCUCUGUAUAGAAAUAGGAAUCACAUACUUUUGUACAAAAACAUAUAGUUACACAUACAAAAGAUACAAAUUGUAUCCCCUAACAUUCAAAAGGAAAUUUUGAAAUUCUUUAUUGACAA